Messenger RNA from Cylicostephanus goldi, 611 nucleotides. The record is from the annotation of a GenBank genome assembly. Lineage: Eukaryota; Metazoa; Nematoda; Chromadorea; Rhabditida; Strongylidae.
AUGAAGUCAAACGCCUACAAGCGUCCAGCAUUCUAUGCUUCCAUAGCUUGGGCACUGGCCCUGCUCUUUUCCACUCCACAGUUUGCCCUGUUCAAGAAAAGUGAAGGCGACUGUGUUGGGGCCUAUACUAGCCCUUACCAGUAUGCCGUCUACGUGGUAGUGUUCAACUCAGUGGUUUGGCUCCUACCCAGUGCUGUAGCUGGGUAUCUUUACUACAGAGUUUGUAAAGCUGUCUGGCAAAGUACAUCGUUUGGGAGCAAUUUCCAGGCAAAUGGAAAAGCAGGACAAAUGGGAUUUUCUGUUGCUGGGAUGCAAGUGCAUCAUAAAGGUGCAACUUUACAAUGUGUAGAGCUGGACAGGAGACGAGUUCAGACCGUGAAGCUCACGCUAACCAUUGUCGCUGGAAACUUCAUUCUUUGGGCUCCAUUCUGCAUCACAUCCGUGAUCGAUGCGCUUUGGCCUUCAGCUAUUAACCCCACAGUUGCAACGUACAUCAUGUUCUUCGGCAAUCUGAACAGCUUCAUGAAUCCUUGGAUAUGGUUUUACUUCAAUCGUGCUCAGUUCGUCCGUGCCUUGCCUUGUUACACAGUGACGGAUCCGCUUUUAUAGUG